CAGUGGUCUAGUUGGUUAAGCUCUUGGCGUGGGACUGGUAGGUCCUGGAUUCGAGUCUCGCAGGGUGCGGGAUAGUGGAUGAACACUGCUGAGGAGUCCCAUACUAGGAUGAAACGGCCGUCCAGUGUUUCCAGGUUUUCCAUGGUGGUCUAGCUUCAAUUGACUCAUGAUUUCAAUCUUUUAUGAUUAUCCAACUAAAUUCAAUCUGUUAUAUAAACUGGUUUAUUCUCAUUCCACAUUCACAUAUCUCAAUAUCAGUAACCAGCAUAACAACAGAAAUAUAUCUUCUAUUAUAUUAUACUAGUUCAUUAUCUACUAUUUAAAAAAUUAUAAAAAUCAAUAUAAUUAAGAAUAAAAAGAAAGUAAGGUAUCAUUAUCCCCUUCUAUCAAAUACCUAUCUAUGUAUGGUUAAUAAGAUUUAGGGAAAUGAAAUUUUUUUUAAAUUCUUUAUUAUGAUUGGUUAAUUUCAAUGAACCUAUUCAAUCAUAAAUUAAAGGAAUGUGCUACACAUAAUGAGUGGGUGGAUAAAAAUAUAAACGGAUAUAAUAAUCACUAUGGGAGAUAACAACAAAAAAAACCCUAAUUAAACAUUAUUGUUAUUUCGUUUCAGUCAUUUUCUUGAUCAUCACAUCAUAGAGAUUAAAAACACAAAUUAUUAACAUUCAUUAACAUGGAGCAUAUUAAAAAGAAAAUGUUGGCAAUGAAAUUAGACAAAGAGAAUGCUGUAGAUGAGGCUGAUCAACUAGAAGCAAAAUUACGUGAAAAAGAAUUAGAAAUGCAAACUAAAGAUGAAGAAGCUGCAGAAGUGAUUAAAAAAAUUCAACAAGUUGACACUGACAAAGAAACUGCACAAACUCAAUUAGCUGAAACCAACACUAAAUUAGAAGAAACCGACAAACGAGCAACUGAGAACAAUCAAAAUCAUUCAGAGAAUGUUUCGGGUGUAAUCGAAUCUACUAAACUCACCCCACGAGUCUCAUUUUACGAUACAUCUCGAGAGUCUAAUGAGCACACUUGGGACGGCUCAAUUGUGAAGAAUCGGGUUCAUAAGAUGAAGCACUUAACACACAAAGGAGUAAGAAGAAGGAAUCAAGACAACCCAAGAAUAAAGGAGGAGCCAAAAGGAAUAAAAAGUUUUUUAACGUUACUUUCUUAUGACUUGAGAUUCGGCUACCAAAAUCGAUUGUCGGAUGUAAUAGAAUCUGGAGUUCAUCCAGUGGAAUUACUCGGACCAAGGUUAGAACCUGAGGGUGAAGACCAAGUGACUUUAGAGAGCUAUUCAGAGUGCAGGAAUUUACCAUACGAAGGGACGGAUGAGCCGUUAUUUUCCGAUUAUGGGAGCGAAAGUGACGAUGAAGACGAAUACAUUAAACGGAGACGCAGCUCGAAGUUCAUCGAUGACAACUCUGCUAUGGAAGAAGCUUUAUCAGCCGUUUAUCUUAAUUCCGGAACACUCAUAAAGAUGGCAAUUAUUGGUGUUGAGCUGCAAAAUGUUAUCAAAGUUUCCUUACGAAAGGCCGAAGCUGAAGUCGCCUCACUACAGAAGAGAAUUCGACAGCUUGAAGAUGAAUUGGAAUCUACGGAGACUCGUCUUCAAGAAGCUACUGUUAAGCUCGAAGAAGCGAGUAAAGCUGCUGAUGAAAGUGAUCGUGGUCGUAAAGUAUUGGAGAAUCGUACUUUCGCAGAUGAAGAACGUAUCAAUCAGUUAGAAGAACAAUUAAAAGAAUCUACAUUUAUGGCUGAAGAUGCUGAUCGAAAAUACGAUGAGGCCACUCGAAAACUUGCCGUUGCCGAAGUCGCACUGUCUCACGCGGAAGAUCGGAUUGAAGCUGCAGAAAGUAAAAUUACAGAACUCGAAGAAGAGUUACGCAUUGUUGGUAAUAAUGUAAAAUCUUUGGAGAUAUCUGAACAAGAGGCAGCCCAACGUGAAGAGGCAUAUGAAGAGAAUAUUCGUGAUUUAACUGAGCGCUUAAAAGCUGCUGAGGAUCGAGCUCAAGAAUCUGAACGACUUGUCAAUACUUUACAAGCUGAUGCCGAUCGUCUUGAAGAUGAAUUGGUCACUGAGAAAGAGAAAUACAAAGCACUCAGUGAAGAAUUGGAUUCAACCUUUGCAGAACUUACUGGAAACUAAUUAUCACAUGACUUCUAUCCUGUCUCCCCCCUCUCGCUCUCGCUCUCUCGUUUCUCUUUAUAUUCUAUAAACUGUUACUAAGUAUUUUUUUCGAUCCUUACCCAACUGGCACCUUAAUUCAUUCAAAUAUAUUCUGCUUAUAUGAUAUACAAUUAAUUUGUAUCUUAUUAAUGUCUUAUUAUAAACCAAAAAAACCAAUGAUCAAUUAGUCUUUGAUUAUCAUUUCUCGAAUUCAUUUUCUCCUCCCCCCCUAAAUAUUGAUUAUAUUCCAUAUAUGUAUGUGGGAUGUUUUAUUGGAUCAAAAUAAUGAGAUCAAUCAACUUUGUCAAAUUCUUUUCAUUCAUUUUACUUAUGUCACAAUGAUCCAAAUGAUGGUAACAUUUAAUUAUGAUGUGAUGAUUUUUCUUUUCUUUGAAUAAAUCAACCUAUUCCUAGAUUUCCUUAUGUUUAGAACCUUAAAUUUUGAUGGCAAUUACACGUAAUUAUGCAAAUAAAUAUACAUAUACAAUAUACAUUUUCAACUUAACUAGUAUUGUUUCUUAGUUCUUUCAUCGUCCCCAAAUACCAUGGUAUAGUUGAAGGUGAAGACAGUUUACUCCCCCCUCCUCCUCUUCGAAUGCUCUCAUAUGGGGUCACGCAUAUAUUGUGAUUCAUACUCACCUCUUAGUUAGGGUGUUCUUUACUAAAUUUAAAAGACUAAAGAAGAAUAACCGGUUGGAGUUUAAAUCGGGCUGUGGGGCAUGGAAGACUCAACUAGAGAAGUCUGGAAACCCUGAUUCCAGUCAAUAGUCAAUAUGGGUCACUAGCUACCAUAGGGACGCAUCACUUGACGAUACUUCACGGCCUUGUGGAUAGGACCUGUGAGUCAAAGGUUGGGGGAAUGAUUGUCUAAGAGAAUUACCUGCUUCGAUUUUGGCACCCGGGGAAUAUAUCAGCCCAUAC
Schistosoma haematobium is the source of this 3073-nucleotide messenger RNA. Its product is annotated as tropomyosin, variant 2. Gene Ontology annotation, cellular component: actin filament. Gene Ontology annotation, biological process: muscle contraction; actin filament organization. NCBI's taxonomy places the organism in Eukaryota, Metazoa, Platyhelminthes, Trematoda, Strigeidida, Schistosomatidae. Gene Ontology annotation, molecular function: actin filament binding. The record is from RefSeq and is a predicted model, not a curated record. Bases 671 to 2131 code for a protein of 486 amino acids. The transcript is spliced from 10 exons.